UCCUGACUUUGCCUUAUUACACUCAGUAUCCAAAGUUUCAUGUUUUAAAAUGUCCUCUAAAACAAUAGUGUUGUGCGCUUCUAUUUUAUUCUUUUUAGUUCUUCUAGAACGUAAUCGCUAUCUCCCUGAUAAUGUUGUGAUCAACAUGUAUUUUAAAACUGAAUUUAGAGGUCGAGAGCUUGUGAAGAGGAAAUUGUUUGCCGAUUAUUUGAAGAGAUUCAAUAAAUCGUACGGCCCUGAUGAAAUUCAUAAGAGGCUUCGAAAUUUUAAGAAACACCUCAGAGAAAUAGAGAGAUUGAACGACGGCAGAAACGACGCCGUGUUCGGCGUCACCAAGUUCUCAGACUGGUCCAAGCAGGAGUUGCAGCAAAUGCUGUCGCCUGAGCUCGGAAGGCGCUGUGAUUCAAGGCAACGUUCCUGCGAUUCUCGCGGGUCAGCUAAAAUAUGGAACUUUGCAAAGACCAAUGAUGGGAUAAUCAGAAAACGGUUGCCGGCUAGAAAAAAACGGAGCUUUGGAAAGAGAGGGAAAGGGAUGAAUAACAAUGAUGGAAUCGUACGGAAAAAAUUGGAUUGGAGAAAAGAGGGCGCAGUCGGGCCAGUCAUAGACCAGGGGCGUUGUCAAAUAUGCUGGGCUGUAUCCAUAGCUGGGGUCAUGGCGUCCAGGGCCGCUAUACGCAGACACAGCUACCAUGGCUUGAGCAUACAGCAACUUAUAGACUGCUCCUAUUACCACGAAGAAAACAAAAGAGAGUGUGGAAGAGGAAGGCCCCUGCUCGAAGUAUUCGAGUUCCUAUGCUCCGAAAACACACGGCUAACAACGGAUGUCGACUACCCCCUCACUAAUGCUGAUGAGAAGUGCAAACAUAUCCCUGGAGUUAUUAGUUUGAAGAGCUUUAACAAUGAGUGUGAAAUGUAUGAAGAUGAAAGGAAGUUAGUAGAAGCGUUGAACGACGGCCCAGUGACGGCGCUGGUCUGGGCCGAACUGCUCUUCAGCUACGACAGCGGCGUCAUCAGUUGGCAUUGCCAGUACAAAGAUGAAAGGAAGUUAGUAGAACCAUUGAACGACGGCCCAGUGACGGCGCUGGUCUGGGCCGAACUGCUCUUCAGCUACGACAGCGGCGUCAUCAGUUGGCAUUGCCAGGUUAAAGAAGACGAGUUAAACCACGCCGUGCAAAUCGUUGGUUACGACACGACCAGUAACCCGCCCUACUACAUUAUCAAGAACUCUUGGGGGGAUGAUUGGGGAGAGGGGGGGUAUGUGAGGCUGGCUAUCGGAGGCAACCAGUGUGGAAUUGCCUACUCUAUUGGGAUUAUAGAUGUUUAAAUAUUUUACUUGUAGUUUUAUUAUAA
Cydia splendana is the source of this 1350-nucleotide messenger RNA. RefSeq lists its product as uncharacterized. Bases 50 to 1324 code for a protein of 424 amino acids. Gene Ontology annotation, molecular function: cysteine-type endopeptidase activity. Lineage: Eukaryota; Metazoa; Arthropoda; Insecta; Lepidoptera; Tortricidae. The record is from RefSeq and is a predicted model, not a curated record. The transcript has 7 exons. Gene Ontology annotation, cellular component: lysosome.